AUGUCAAUCUUUGACGAUGCCCGCAAAGGGACCCUCAAUAAGACCCGCCUCAAUAGCUACCUCUCCAACAAUCCCAACGUCCUCGACCAACAAGAGCCCCGCUCAGGCCUGACCCCGUUGGCCAUCGCAAUCGUUCAGGGUUUCCCAGAAGAGGUUGAACUUCUCCUCAAGAGCGGCGCAAAUCCGGGCGGUCUCUCCGGAAAUGGAGCAACCCCCCUCCUCCUCGCUGCCUGGAGAACCACGAAGGAGCGUCCUCUCAUAAUUAAAUUGCUCCUCGCCAAGAUCCCCUCCGGCGAUGUAUCCAUCGAUGCCACUAUUCCUGCUGCUCAGAACAACACCCCGCUAAUGUACGCCGUCAAGAACAAGGAUCUCGAUUCGAUCCGAAUGCUGAGAACCGCUCGAGCCUCUUUAACUAUCAAGAAUGAUGAAGGUUUCAACGCGAAGGAGGUGGCAGAGUCCUUGGCUGACAUGGCUGUCGUUCGCGCGCUCGACCCAGAAAAGGAGACCUCUGACCUCACCAAGCUAGCGGCGUUGGCCCUGGGCUUCCUGCUCUACAUUGUUGCCUGGGUGAACACCGCCCUGGGCGGCGUUAUUCGCCGGGUAUUUGGGCUGAACCCCGAAGUAGACAAAAACACCGACCAGAAAGUGAAUGGUCCAGCCUUGACACCGAAGGAAGAGUUUGUGAAAAAUGUGGAUAAGUUCGUCAAGGGCACCCCAUUGGAGCGCCUGGCACAGAAGGCUAUAGACCUCCAGGAGGAUACCGAAGGCGGCGACGAAGAUGAUUUACAAAAAAUGAUCAAGGUGACUUUGCAUCAGCAAGUGAUAUACUGCGAUGAUAGUUCCUCGAUGAAGCGUGAAGACCGGUGGGAAAACCAGAAGAAACUCAUUAAACAGAUCACCCAGAUCACCACUCGCAUCCUUCCUGAGGGUGAAGGCGUUGCGCUGCGCUUCAUCAACCGGGACGUCGGCAACGCGUCUAACCUGACCCUCGCGGAGAUAGGGAAGAUCUUGGACCCCAUGCCGUGGCAACCUGGAGGUAACACCGAGAUUGGCACCUAUCUAAGGUCUAAAAUUCUUCAGCCCCUCGUCUACUCCAAGAUCAAAGAUAAAACGCUUGAGAGACCGCUCCUCAUUUCCAUCAUCACCGACGGCAUGCCAGAACCGGAAGACAAGUCCGAGCUGGCCAAUGCCAUUGUGGAAUGCGGCGAUGCGCUACAGAGCGCCGAUUAUCCUCGCGAAAGUAUGAACAUUGUCGCCAUUGCCAUAUACCUGAAGUGUCCCCUCUUAACUAAAUGCAUCUCCACAGGCGUGAAAUUCAUGAUUGGCCAGAUCGGGUCGGCGACCUCCUCCACGAAAUUUCUGGAUUCCCUCAGAAACAACUCGGCCAUCGCUCCAGUCAUUUUUGUCACUUCAGAUCGGCUUGAUUCCAAGUUUGCGGAUUUGCGUCAAAACUCUCGGGAACUAGAUCGAUGGUUAAUUGAGACCUUGUUCUCACCCCUCAAGGAACCGGACACCAAGAAGACCCAGUAG
Molecule: messenger RNA, 1530 nt
Organism: Pleurotus ostreatus (oyster mushroom)
Lineage: Eukaryota; Fungi; Basidiomycota; Agaricomycetes; Agaricales; Pleurotaceae
Exons: 6
Coding region: 1-1530 (509 amino acids)
Molecular function (GO): protein binding
Source: RefSeq, a predicted model, not a curated record